Galdieria sulphuraria is the source of this 1109-nucleotide messenger RNA. RefSeq lists its product as uncharacterized. The record is from RefSeq and is a predicted model, not a curated record. NCBI's taxonomy places the organism in Eukaryota, Rhodophyta, Bangiophyceae, Galdieriales, Galdieriaceae. Bases 129 to 416 code for a protein of 95 amino acids. The transcript is spliced from 2 exons.
GACGUUUUUACUCGAUAUCCUGAGAGUGUAAAACCUUUCAAACUUGAAGAGCAAACGACGAAGAUUUUCUUGUCAGAACUGUUUCCUUUGACUUUUGUCUUCUAUACGCCAGCUAUAAACCAUUUGGGAUGAAUUCUCCAGUGCCUAGCUACCUAUAUAGUCUCCAACAUAGAUACAAUAGUUUUGGUUCAUUUUUGACUGAAAUUGCAAGCAACAGAAACCAGCUUCUGAAGAGAAUUAAUCUUUGUAAGAACCGAAAGAAGAAAUUUUUUGAAACAUGGCAGCCAACUUCUUACUGUUUUCUUUCUUGCUGUUUACAGAUAAAACGGAAGCAAGGUACCCUUCUGUCUAAACCAGUUAACAGGAUAAAAGACCCUGAUACUACACCAGGUCUACUGGGUAACAGCGUUCUCUGAUGAGACUCCAAGGGCUUUAAGCUCUUCUGGAAUAUUAUACGAAGUACUUAUUACUAGGUAGAAUAGCCACUCUUAGAAGCCCAUACUGAAAUUUCUACUUUCUUAUCCAGAAGUUUGUAGUUUCUCAAGUGGAACCAAUUGAAGUGUUUCUAUGACUUUUUCCACGAAAAAUACCAACAAACACUAGUUUCUUUCUUGUAAUAAUAACUGGAAAAGUGAGUGGUAAAUAGCAGGUGGAGGAGGACAAGGAAACUUUCAUUUCCUUACAAAUGAAACUUUAUGUAAGAUUCAAGAAGGAUAAACCUUACAAUGAAUCUCAAUAAGUUUUAUUCCCUUCUUUUCAACGUUUAUAUCAUAGCAUCAGAUCGUUUUCAGAAACAAACAAACUACAAUGAUUGGGUUUCUAACAUUAGCAAAUUGCCGUAAUAAGUGGUUUUGUAUCGCCUUUGCAUAUUUAUCGAUUUGAAAGUGUCCGAAAUGCACUCAUGGUUUAUUCUUCUAGGAAGAUUCACCGAAGACUUGAAUUCACCAGUAACUUCUGUUACGAGCUAGAUAGUGGUGGUUCAAAAUAUAAAUAGUUUGAAAAUUUGCUGGACUAGGUUUAUUUAAGAAGAAUUUGAAGGAUUCUUUGCUUCAUUAUUGUCAUUUGGAAAAGAGAGAGAAACCACUUUGUGCUCAAUUGCUCAGCCAUUC